ACCAGGUUGAAUAAUGUCCACAUCCACCGCCACAACGAGCGUCAUCACGUCCAACGAGCUCUCGUUGUCCGCCCACGGGCACGCCCACGCACACACACACUCUCACACGCACAGCCACGGCCACGGGCACUCUCUGCACCAGCACCCCCACAGUCGGAUCGGAGUGGGCGUCGGAGGAGUCGGCGUAGGAAUCGGUGUAGGAGUGGGAGUGGGAGUCCUUAGUGACGCCUCUCUCUCACCCAUCCAGCAGGGAGGAGGCGGCGGCGGCGGAGGCGCCAACAGUUCCCCCCUGGCGCCCAACGGAGUACCCCUGCUGACCACCAUGCACCGCUCCCCGGACAGUCCCCAGCCGGAGCUGGCUACCAUGACGAACGUCAACGUCCUGGACCUGCACACAGACUCCUCGAGGCUGUACGACAAGGAGGCGGUCUUCAUCUACGAGACGCCCAAGGUGGUGAUGCCCGCCGUCGGUGCCGCGGACGAUGCUCAUGCCAUCGAUGCACGGAUCGCGGCCCAGCUAGGCACACAGCACGCCCAGCAGCAGCAGCAGCAGCAACAACAACAACAGCAGCAGCAGCAGCAGACGGAGCACCAGCCGCUGGCCAAGAUCGAGUUCGACGAGAACCAGAUCAUCCGCGUCGUCGGACCGAACGGAGAGCAGCAGCAGAUAAUUUCGCGGGAAAUCAUCAACGGGGAGCAUCACAUCUUGUCGCGGAACGAGGCCGGAGAGCACAUCCUCACGCGCAUCGUCAGCGAUCCCUCGAAGCUGAUGCCCAACGACAAUGCGGUGGCCACCGCCAUGUACAACCAGGCCCAGAAAAUAAACAACGACCACCAGGACGUCUACCAGACCUCGCCCCUGCCCCUGGACGCCUCCGUGCUGCACUACAGCAACAACAGCAACGUGAUCAAAACGGAGGCGGACCUCUACGAGGACCACAAGAAGCAUGCGGCCGGCGGGGGCUCCAUCAUCUACACCACUUCCGACCCAAACGGCGUCAAUGUGAGCGUGAAACAGCUGCCCCAUUUGGCCGUGCCGCAGAAGCUCGACCCGGACCUCUACCAGACGGACAAGCACAUCGAUCUGAUCUACAACGACGGCAGCAAGACCGUCAUCUACUCCACCACCGACCAGAAGGGCCUCGAGAUCUAUUCGGGCGGCGACAUCGGCAGCCUCGUCUCCGACGGCCAAGUGGUGGUCCAGGCGGGCCUCCCCUAUGCCACCACCACCAGUGCCACAGGCCAGCCCGUAUACAUCGUGGCCGAUGUCAGCGAGGACCAUUUACAAAGUGGAAAGCUCAAUGGCCAGACCACACCCAUCGAUGUCUCGGGCCUAUCGCAGAAUGAGAUCCAAGGCUUUCUGCUCGGCUCCCACCCCUCGUCAUCGGCCUCGGUCAGCACCACUGGCGUUGUCUCCACCACCACAAUCUCGCAGCACCACCAGCAGCAACAGCAGCAGCAGCAACAGCAACAGCAACAGCAACAACAACAGCAGCAGCAGCAUCCCGGGGACAUUGUGAGUGCCGCAGGCGUGGGGAGUGCAGGCUCCAUUGUCUCGACGGCGGUGCAACAGCAGCAACAGCAACAACAGCAGCAGCAGCUGAUCACCAUCAAAAGAGAGCCGGAGGAUCUGCGCAAGGAUCCGAAGAACGGUAACAUUGCCGGAGCGGCGGCAGCGAACGGCGGCGCGGGUUCGGUCAUAACGCAAAAGAUCUUGCACGUGGAUGCAUCGCCACCAACCGACGAAGCUGAGAUUAGCGAGAUUAGCCACAGACCCAGCAGCACAACCUGCACGAUCAGUACCACAACCACAACCAGAACCAGAACCACCAGCUGCAGCAGUAGUGGUCCUGCUAGCGAACUAGAGAUGUAUGCUACCACGGGCGGCACACAGAUUUACCUACAGACCUCACAUCCCAGCACGGCCAGCGGCGCGGGAGGAGGCGGCGGCGGCGGCGGCGGGGGUGGAUCUGGAGGAGCCGGAUCCCUGCAGGCACAUAGCCCCAGUCCGGGGCCGUACAUAAUCGCCAACGACUAUGGGAUGUACAUGGCCAGCCGACUGCCGCCCGGCCCCCCGCCCACCACCGCCACCACCUUCAUAACGGAGCCCUACUACCGCGAGUACUUCGCGCCGGACGGACAGGGCGGCUACGUGCCCGCCUCCACGCGCACCAUCUACGGAGACGUGGACGUUUCGGUGUCUCAGCCGGGCGGAGUGGUCACCUACGAGGGCCGCUUCACCGGCAACGCCCCCCCGCCCACCACAACCACGCUGCUAACGAGCAGCGUCAGCGUGCACCACCAGCAGCAGCAGCAGCAACAGCAACAGCCCCAACACCAGCAGCACCUCCACCAACAGCAGCCACAGCAGCAGCAGCAACACCAUCAAUGGUGUGGCGGGACGCCACUCUAUGCCAAGGCCAUCACGGCGGCGGGACUCACCGUGGAUCUGCCCAGUCCCGACUCGGGCAUCGGCACGGACGCCAUUACGCCGCGGGAUCAGACCAACAUACAGCAGUCCUUCGAUUACACGGAACUGUGCCAGCCGGCCACCCUCAUCGAUGCCAAUGGAAGCAUACCCGUGUCCGUGAACAGCAUCCAGCAGCGGACAGUGGUCCAUGGCAGCCAGAACAGUCCCACCACCUCCCUGGUGGACACGAGCACAAACGGUUCGACGCGUUCGCGGCCCUGGCACGACUUUGGCCGCCAGAACGAUGCCGAUAAAAUACAAAUACCAAAAAUAUUCACAAAUGUUGGCUUCCGAUAUCACCUGGAGAGCCCCAUCAGCUCGUCGCAGAGGCGCGAGGACGAUCGCAUCACCUACAUCAACAAGGGCCAGUUCUACGGGAUCACGCUGGAGUAUGUGCACGAUGCGGAUAAGCCCAUCAAGAAUACGACGGUUAAGAGUGUGAUCAUGCUCAUGUUCCGCGAGGAGAAGAGCCCCGAAGAUGAGAUCAAGGCCUGGCAAUUCUGGCACAGUCGCCAGCAUUCCGUAAAGCAAAGAAUCUUGGAUGCAGAUACGAAGAACUCGGUUGGUCUGGUUGGCUGCAUCGAGGAAGUGUCGCACAAUGCCAUCGCCGUUUACUGGAAUCCGCUGGAGAGCUCCGCCAAGAUCAACAUUGCGGUGCAGUGCCUGAGCACGGAUUUCAGCAGUCAAAAAGGAGUCAAGGGCCUGCCUCUGCACGUACAAAUCGACACAUUCGAGGACCCCAGAGAUGCGGCCGUCUUCCACCGGGGCUACUGUCAGAUAAAGGUCUUCUGCGAUAAGGGCGCCGAGCGCAAGACGCGCGAUGAGGAGCGACGGGCAGCCAAGCGGAAGAUGACGGCCACCGGCAGAAAGAAGCUGGAUGAGCUCUACCAUCCGGUGACAGAUCGGUCCGAGUUCUAUGGCAUGCAGGACUUUGCCAAGCCGCCGGUGCUCUUCUCGCCCGCCGAGGACAUGGAGAAGGUAGGUCAGCCGGGCCUGACUGGCUUGACAUUCAUCCACACGAAUACGAAUACGCACACGAAUACGAAUACGAACUCGAACUCGAACUGCAACUCCAACUCGAAUUCGCCCUUGCAGAGCUUCUACGGCCAUGAGACUGACUCGCCGGACCUGAAGGGGGCCUCGCCGUUCCUGCUCCACGGCCAGAAGGUGGCCACGCCGACGCUUAAGUUCCACAAUCACUUUCCGCCCGACAUGCAGACCGAUAAAAAGGAUCACAUACUGGACCAGAACAUUAUAACCAGCACACCCAUGACCGACUUCGGUCCGCCCAUGAAGCGGGGACGCAUGACGCCUCCAACCUCGGAGCGCGUGAUGCUGUACGUGCGGCAGGAGAACGAGGAGGUGUACACCCCGCUGCAUGUGGUUCCCCCAACCACAAUUGGCCUGCUGAAUGCGAUUGAAAACAAAUACAAAAUCUCAACAACGAGCAUAAAUAGCAUUUAUCGCACAAACAAGAAGGGGAUUACUGCGAAAAUUGACGAUGAUAUGAUAUCGUUCUACUGCAAUGAGGACAUCUUCUUGCUGGAGGUGCAGCAGAUCGAGGACGAUCUGUACGAUGUGACGCUGACGGAGCUGCCCAACCAGUAGCAGGAGCAUCCACUCACAAUACACAAAAAUAUGGACACAAUUUUUGCCAACAACACACACACAAGUUGUUUCAAUAAGCCAUUUUCCAUAAAGCCUAAGCCUAAAUCGUAGUGUAGUUGUAAUGUGCGGCCAGAGCCCAUCCAAGUUGCUACAAAAAUGGAUGGAUAUAUAGAAAUGCUAAUACAAUAUAUACAUAACCAUAUAAAUAUACAUAAGCAUAUAGACAUAUGCAUAAAAUUCGAUUUAGAUUUAGCAACAAUGAGAUUACUGAAAAUUUUUUGAUCAAAUUUGAAAUUCUCGCUAUGUUUAUAGAUAUUGUAAUAUUGUCUAAGUCCUAAUCAUAAUCGUAAUGUGUAUUUAUGCGUAUAUAGUACCAUAUAUAUUGAUAUAUAUUGAGUGUAUAUAGAUAUACAUACACUCGUCUGUAUGUAUGUAGUGCAAAAGCUGUCUGUCCAGUAGCACAUAAGUUUCGCUUCCGCUCCCCUGCUUAUGCUUAGACCUUAGGUCCAGGGCAAGUAAGAGUUACAGAAUCUAUCUUUUAGAACCUUUAAUUCUAUAUAUAAACACACCCUAGAGAUACAUGUAUGUAUGUUUGUCGUAAGCGUUUACUUGUUGAAUAUAAAUUGUACAAUUAUUUUUGGAUAAGCCCACACAAAAACAAAAACAAAACAAAAACAAAUCGUUUGUUAUAUAUUUCUGUUUCCCAAUCUCGUAACUCGUUACCCGUUACCUUCCCUCUACUAUUCGGCCCACUCUGUUAUGUUAUAUAUAAUUAGGAUCUCUGAAAGAAAAGAAAAAAAAGAAACGGAAAUUUGAAGCGAAAAUUACUUUGACAUUGUCCAAAAGAAAAGAAAGCAUAACUAUCCGUAACUUUAGGGAUACACAUAGCGAUAAGUACACUCUGCAAUAAAACAUGUUGAUAAAAAUCGUGGUUAAGUCCCAGAUAAGGCAAAACAAUAUCGAAACAAAACCACAAAAAACAAACAAAAAAAACGUUGAAGUAAAUUUGUGUGCAUUUGUUGUAAAACAAACAAAAAUAUCUAAAAAGAAAAAGAACAAUCUCGAGAAACUCGUGAAAGUUGAUUCAAAACUCAAGAAUGGAAGAAAGCAAGAUCCGAUUGUAGCACCAUGCAAUAACCGACAUUCGAUUAUAUAUAAAGAGAUACACAGUUACAGAUAUAUAUGUAUACAUACAGACACACAUAUGUUUAUCGCAUAGCAGGAAUGCGUUUACAAUCUUUGUUUGCCAUAAUUAACAGUUUAAUUUAAUUAACGAAAUGUUUUGCGUACAAUCCAAUCUAGGCGCAAUCCAGGCAGGGGGCUCUGCGAGAGAUCGAUCGAGACCCGACCUGCCUGGUGCCACGAAUAUUCCGCAUCGAUUGCUACCACUCUGAACAGUACGCGUUCAAUGCUCAAUAUUAUUAUUAUUUGUUUAUUAAUUGUAAUCCCCCUUCCACUUCCAUUGCUACUGCUAUUUGUACUCUACUCUCUCACCCUCGUCCCUCGUCCUCCCUCCUCAAACCCCCCUUACAAUGCUAUCUUUCUACUUCUUUGACUUUGACUGUUUAUGGGAGUUUACAGGGUAAUCAGAAUCGCAAUCGGAAUUCGAAUUCCCGUCUUUUGCCCACGACAGUCGAGGUGUUGUACAUCACAAUUUGUUUUUAGUUUUAGCACUUAAUUCUAAACGUACUGUACUCUAUUCAAGAUUAUACAAUAUUAUAUUAAAUGAUACGCGAUCAGAUGAUAUGAUAUGAUAUGAUACGAUACGAUAUGAUAUGAAAUGAUGAAGAACAAUCGAAAAUCUUGCCGGAAUGUUAUAAAUCUUUAUGUUUAGUUUAUUGUAACCCCUAAGUUCUAUGCUCUUUCUAUAUAUUGUAUACAAACACAUACACAUAUAUUUUAAAAGCCAAUAAUUUAUUUUUUGUUACUGUUGGAAACGAUUCCGCGAAAAAUAGAAAAGCAAAAAACCAACAAAAAAAAGUGAAAAUCAAACUGAAACUGAAGCUGAGAACAAGUGGUACGCACUCCAUGGAUCGUGUGAGAGGCAAAUGUCCAACUUGAGAAUGACAAACGAACAAAAUAAAACAAAUUGUACAAUAUAAUUAUAAUGAAUACACAAAAUUUAAAUAAAGAACAAAAAGUAAA
Drosophila miranda is the source of this 6223-nucleotide messenger RNA. RefSeq names its product protein grainyhead-like. Gene Ontology annotation, molecular function: RNA polymerase II cis-regulatory region sequence-specific DNA binding; DNA-binding transcription activator activity, RNA polymerase II-specific. The transcript has 14 exons. Gene Ontology annotation, biological process: regulation of transcription by RNA polymerase II. The record is from RefSeq and is a predicted model, not a curated record. Lineage: Eukaryota; Metazoa; Arthropoda; Insecta; Diptera; Drosophilidae. Gene Ontology annotation, cellular component: nucleus. Bases 14 to 4078 code for a protein of 1354 amino acids.